AAAUUUAUUUGGGUAGGGUCUGCACUCCCAUAAACGACCUCGUUAACUCAACGACUAAACGACGUCGUGGCAAUAUUCUAGUAGCCUCUUCUCUCUUCUUCCUCUGUUUCUUACAAAUUGUGCAAACAAAGUAACGAACCAGAGGCAACCGCCAUAUUUACAACUUCCAAUAUCUUAAAAUACUCCUUUUUUACACAUUUAUUCAUUUCUAUCUUCAUUAAAUGGUGAAGAAAUUCAUCAUACAUCAUCGACUAAGAUAAUUAAUCAAAAUCCCUCUUUUUAUCAGCUAUGAUUCAGGUCCCAAAUUAUUAAAAGUAUUAUUAGAAGUACAAAUUGAGUGAAAAAAGAUCAGGAAUGGCUAUUGCAGAAGGAAUUCUGCAUUAUUUUUCUGGGCCUGCUCUUUGGCAUCCAAUCCUUCAAUCUGAUUCUGUUCUUAAAUCCAACUUGAGUUACUCAGGUUUUUUGACAUGCACUAAAAAUUUAAAGGGUUCAAGGGGGAAGAGAAAUCUCCUGAAAUUCGAUAGUUGUUACCGGAGGAUAAAUUAUGUUCCUCCUUGGAGAAGUAGUAGAGCUAAGAGGCUUGGUUGUUUGAGUUCAGAUGGUUUAAAUGGACCCUUGUAUUCUAGUGGGGAUGACGAGUUUAAACCAAAUUCAAAUGAUGUUAAUGCUAAUCUACAUGUUAAUGAAGUCAUAUCCAGUGAAAAGUUAGCUGCUGCAGCAGCAAAAAGUGAGAAAGCAUUGAGGGUUAAUGCGGAUUCAAUAGAGGAUGAGGCGUGGGAGCUACUUAGAGAAUCCAUUGUUUACUAUUGCGGUAGUCCUGUGGGAACGAUUGCAGCUAAUGAUCCAACCUCCACAAGUAUUCUGAACUAUGACCAGGUCUUCAUCCGUGACUUUGUGCCUUCUGCAAUGGCAUUUCUUUUGAAGGGCGAGUAUGAAAUUGUUCGGAACUUCAUCCUUCACACCCUUCAAUUGCAGAGCUGGGAGAAAACCAUGGAUUGCCAUAGUCCAGGGCAAGGGUUGAUGCCUGCCAGCUUUAAAGUACGAACUAUUGCCCUAGAUAGCGAUGAUUCUGCUACUGAAGAAGUACUAGAUCCUGAUUUUGGUGAGGCAGCAAUUGGCCGUGUUGCUCCAGUUGACUCUGGACUUUGGUGGAUUAUAAUGUUGCGAGCGUAUGGAAAAUGCACUGGAGAUCUCUCAGUACAAGAAAGGAUUGAUGUUCAGACUGGAAUGAAAAUGAUUUUGAAGCUGUGUCUUGCUGAUGGUUUUGACAUGUUUCCAACUCUGCUGGUGACUGAUGGCUCUUGCAUGAUAGAUCGUCGUAUGGGAAUUCACGGUCAUCCCCUUGAAAUUCAGGCAUUGUUUUAUUCGGCAUUGCUCUGUGCACGUGAGAUGCUCACUACUGAAGAUGGAUCAGAUGAAAUUAUAAGAGCACUUAACAGUCGGUUGUUUGCUCUAUCAUUUCACAUCAGGGAGUACUACUGGAUUGAUAUGAGGAAACUCAAUGAAAUUUACCGUUACAAGACUGAAGAAUAUUCGUUUGAUGCAGUAAACAAGUUCAAUAUCUACCCUGAACAAAUCCCACCAUGGUUAGCAGAGUGGAUGCCUGAAAUAGGUGGGUAUCUGAUAGGAAACCUGCAACCUGCUCACAUGGAUUUCAGAUUCUUCUCACUCGGAAACUUCUGGUCAAUAGUAAGCAAUCUGGCAACACCAACUCAAUCACAUGCCAUAUUAGAUUUUGUUGAAGCAAAGUGGGCUGAUCUCGUGGCAGAUAUGCCCUUCAAAAUUUGUUAUCCUGCCCUUGAAGACCAAGAGUGGCGAAUUGUCACAGGAGGUGAUCCAAAGAACACUCCUUGGUCAUAUCACAAUGCAGGUUCAUGGCCUACUUUGCUCUGGCAGCUAACUGUGGCAUGCAUCAAGAUGAACAGACCAGAGAUCGCAGAGAAAGCUGUGAAAAUUGCUGAACAGCGUUUAUCCAGAGACAGAUGGCCUGAAUAUUACGACACAAAGGGAGCUAGGUUCAUUGGUAAACAGGCACGCAUGUUUCAGACAUGGUCUAUCGCAGGUUAUCUGGUAGCCAAACUCCUCCUUGCCCAACCUCAGAAGGCCAAGAUCUUGAUUAAUGAAGAGGACUUGGAUCUUGUUAAUGCUUUCUCUUCUAUUAGUGCUAACUCACGGAGUAGGAAACGAUCUAGAAAGGGACACAAACGGAGUUACAUUGUCUGAGUUGCAAGGCACCUUUCACUGGAUGAAGUAGCCACCUCCACAGCCAGUUCAAAUGCAAAUCAGAGCAAGCCAUGUUUCAUUGACCAAAAAAAAAUCAGUUGUGCAACAUCAUUUUCUUAUAUAUUGGUAUGAUAUAAGUUAAGUUUUGAAAUACACAUCUAGAUGUGGAGCUAAUGACUUUCAUGAUUCAUGCUUUUGUUGUAAAUAUGUUCACGUCUUGUAAUAAAAGUGCAGAUAUGUUUUCAAA
Molecule: messenger RNA, 2470 nt
Organism: Chenopodium quinoa (quinoa)
Lineage: Eukaryota; Viridiplantae; Streptophyta; Magnoliopsida; Caryophyllales; Amaranthaceae
Product: neutral/alkaline invertase 3, chloroplastic-like
Exons: 7
Coding region: 355-2223 (622 amino acids)
Biological process (GO): sucrose catabolic process
Cellular component (GO): chloroplast
Molecular function (GO): endo-alpha-N-acetylgalactosaminidase activity; sucrose alpha-glucosidase activity
Source: RefSeq, a predicted model, not a curated record